Molecule: messenger RNA, 2133 nt
Organism: Cyprinus carpio (common carp)
Lineage: Eukaryota; Metazoa; Chordata; Actinopteri; Cypriniformes; Cyprinidae
Product: claudin-4-like
Biological process (GO): bicellular tight junction assembly; cell adhesion
Cellular component (GO): bicellular tight junction; plasma membrane
Molecular function (GO): structural molecule activity
Source: RefSeq, a predicted model, not a curated record
AACUUGCUCCACGAGGUUCCUCUGCUCCUCUCUGAAGGUCUUCAGGUUGAUGACGAGCAGGAACAGAUGAGGACCAGGAUAACAGAGAUGCUGAUUUACUCCCACAUGUGAGAACAAAGAGAGUGUUUCUACAAACAAAGAUGAGAGUCCAACAACAGCACAGCACUCACACAGACGGUCCUCAGACACUAGUGAAUAAACAUCGGUUGGCGAUCAGUCAUGGCAAACACGGGUCUUCAGGUGAUGGGUCUGGUCCUGGGCGUGGCAGGCUGGGCGUUCGGGAUCCUGGUCUGCGUCGCCCCCUGGUGGCGUGUGUCAGCGUUCGUGGGGGAUGAGCUGGUGGUGUCUCAGGUGCUGUGGGAGGGGCUGUGGAUGACGUGUCUGUCACAGUUGGGCCGCCUGCAGUGUAAAGUCUAUGACUCCGGCCUCGCCCUCUCAGGCUCCGCCCAGAUGUGCCGCACCCUGUGCGUGCUGUCGCUGCUCCUGUGUCUGCUGGCACUCAUGCUCAGCGUGACCGGGCUCAAGUGCACGCGCUGCCUGGGUGACGCGCACGAGACCAAAGCUCGGCUGGUACUGGUCGGUGCAGCACUGUUCCUCGCGGCUGCGUUUUUCUUCCUUUUGCCGGUGUGUUGGACCGCGUAUGUCGUGAUACGCGAUUUCUACGACCCAAAUAUCGCCGCGCCACUUAAACGUGAACUCGGACCGGCGCUCUACCUGGGAUGGGGCGUGACCGUGCUGCUGCUGGUGGGCGGGGCUUUGCUGUAUUUAGGCUCCGCCUCCCCUGGAGUUCCAGCCGUGCCUGUUUUCGGAAAAGGCGCCAAAGGAAACCCUCCGUCCACAGCAGAGAGCAAACCGGAGAAGGUCUUUGUGUAAGAGAGCGUAAAAGACAUCAGCCUGAAAAAAAAACGUGUCCAAGUGCUCUCCUUUAAUCUGCAGAAAUGCAGGAAUAUUAUCAUUUACUCACUGUCAUGUGCAAAAACUGUAUGUUUUUUUUUUUUUUUUUUUUUUCUGUGGAACGCAAAAGGAGAAUUUUGCAUAAUUAUAGCUUUUUUUAUUAGAUUUGAUUUUUAAUCAGCUCUUUUUGAUCCAUUCUCAUGGACAUUUGUAUUUGGUCUCCCAUAGGUGGUGCAUCAUAGACAUACAGUACAGCUCACAACACACAGAAACAGUUAUAGAUGAUGUUAUGAUACUCUUAUGACACUUUUAAAAUUGGAACUUGACAGUUUGUCUUCAUCUGGAAAAGAGCUGUCUGAUGCUUUUUCAUAAUUUCUACUUAUGUUUACAAGAACAAAAUAACAUUGGUUUAGAACAACAUGAAGGUAAAUGACAUUGUUUUUUAUUUAUAGAAAGGCCAAUUGGACUAAGAAAUCUGAAUCUAUCAUUAAUUUCCAAGACUUUCUGAAGGAUUUUGUAUGUGCUAUACGAAGGUCAUUAAUUAGGUUACUCUGAUUUUGUUGUUGUAUCACUUCCUCACAUAUUGUUUUUGUCUUUUUUCAAUUCUCAGUAUAAUGAAAGAUUAUAUCUCAUGUGAUUUAUUUACUGAUGUGUUAUGGUGCAUUAUUUGUCUAAUAAAUGUAAUAGAAUAAUGUAGGUUGACUGCAUGUUGAUGUGUGUUGACUGGACAUGCAUUGCAUGCGUGCAUUAACACGUUGGCAGGGAUCACAUGACACAAUAGCAGAACACAGGACAGGGACAAUAAACAGAGUGUCCACUGUCGCUCUGAUGAUGUCAUCAUGCUGGAGGACGUGUGGAAUAUGAUCUCGUGUCCCACAGAACUCCUUCAGAAGCCCUGCAUGAAAACAGACCGUAAGAGGAGGAGGAAUUCAUCAACAUCGGUACUUCAGAGACAUUAGUGACCCCUACAGGCAUGUUACCCCUGGUGCUUUAAGGGGGGAAAUUACUAAGAAGUGACUAGAUGAUUCAGCCACAGUAGCUGUAUUACUGCAACAGUCCACAAGAAGACAGUCAAACCCAAGCCUCCAGGAUCCCACCCUCUCAAAAAUAAAGGUUCUUUAUUGUUGUUGAUGGUUCCAUGAGGUUCCAACAGGUUCUUUAUAUUAUGAAAAAAUCGUUUUUUUGAAAGUACUGUUAACUGAAAGGUUCUUUGAUGAACAAAAAUGAUUCUUCUACGGC